Messenger RNA from Sclerotinia trifoliorum, 3207 nucleotides. Lineage: Eukaryota; Fungi; Ascomycota; Leotiomycetes; Helotiales; Sclerotiniaceae. The record is from the annotation of a GenBank genome assembly.
UGUAAUAUGGUUCGGACGGUAGUUGUCAAAUAACUCUGCGGGGUUGGGCGAAUGAAAUCAUGGUCAUAACAUGUUUCCGCAAAGUUCUGCGUGACAUGUGGGGUCCCCAGGUAUUUGUGACUGUAGCCAAGAGCUGGCAGAUGUGACCUUAGAAUGGCAAGUGCAAGAUUCACAUCCAUCGCACGGGUAGUAACUUUCUACCGACUUUUUCUGCUUAUGUGCUGCCGUAAUGCUUACUUACCUACUACUACAGUACUACUUCAUAUUGUGUUAUGGAGGAGGUAUGAGGGAUCUGCGUGUACUUCUUCCCGAAAUGCUUUACUGCGAACAGAGUUUUCUUCUGAUCAAGUUCCACCGGCAUAUGUAUAAGAAUGAUCAUAUCUGCUGUUUUCUCGUUUGGUUUUCGUUUGUGCCACCUUACUUCUUUUCAUUUUCGUGUACAGUCAGUCGUCUUGUGAGGGUCAAGUGGUGGAUGAUUGAUAAGUAUCUUUCGGAAGUCCUCAACUCUUUUAUAUCUUUUCAGCGGUAUACACAUACACGGUUAGACAACGGAGAAACAUGGCCAUGUUUGGUUCAGAAAAUUACUUCGGCCUCAGAGGCUCCAAGUUGAAUCUCGCCAUUACAGUAGUUUCUGGACUGGAUUUUGCGUGAGUUUUCCUUUCAUUUCACAUUUUGUGGUGUGUGGCAGAUUGUAUACCCACAUUGUCAUGGUACGACAUUUGAGAAGAUGGAGGUGGGGUUGGGUGGGUUUGAGUGAACCACCUUUUUUCCUUGCUGAAGACUUUACUUUUCCGGUGUUUUCCCGGCAUGAAUCACGUAGCCAGUAUCCACCGCUAACUCCUUCAUAGUCUUUUUGGUUAUGACCAGGGUGUCAUGUAAGUGUUCCCAAAACAACCUCAUUCGUAUACUGCAAUUCAAAUCACAGUAUCUAAUGGUCCGGACUACAGUCUGACAAUGAGUGACUUUCUGAUUCAUUGGAAUAUUCGAAUUAAUUGAAUGUUAAUUAUGUUCAAAGAUUUACAACUUUUCAAACAUCGAAAGCUCACAUCUAGUCUGUUAGUCCGGACUAUCAAACGAUCUGGGUUCGCCCAGAACCGUUACAGGAUUGAGCUCAUAUCUUCUUAGGGGAGGAUUGUUGACUCUGCCAUCUUUCGUUGCAACAUUUCCGGAAAUCGAUACUCUUCGCGAUACAUCCAAUUACACAUCCACCAUUCAAGGCAUAUCAGUGUCGAGUUACAAUCUUGGUUGUUUCCUUGGAGCUAUAGUUACCAUCUUUAUUGGAGAUGUUCUCGGCCGACGUCGCAUGAUAUUCCUUGGUUCUUGUAUCAUGAUCGUUGGAGCUGUCCUCCAGGCAUGUGCUUUUAGUCUCGGUCAACUGGUUGCUGGACGUGUUAUUACUGGUGUAGGAAAUGGCAUGAAUACAAGUACAGUUCCUACAUGGGCUUCUGAAACAUCUGAGUCUCAUACGAGAGGAAGAAUGGUCAUGUUCCAAGGUGCCAUGAUUACAGGUGGUAUUGCCUUGUCAUACUGGCUUGAUUUCGGAUUAUCUUUUGUGGAGCAAGAUUCAGUAUCUUGGAGGUUUCCAAUUGCUUUCCAAAUUUUGCCAGCCGUUCUAAUACUUAUGUUUAUUCUCCAGCUUCCAGAAUCCCCUCGGUAAGUAUCUUCUUCCAAUGUCCAACUUAAUUCAAUCUGACAAACCUUUUAGUUGGCUUGUUUUGAGAAAACGAGAAGCAGAGGCUAAAGGAGUCCUCUCAGCACUUGCGGAUCUUCCUGAAGAUAACGAAGGUGUUCGCAAAACUUUCGGUAUGAUCAAAGAUCAGGUGGCCGAAGCAGCCAAUUCCGGCUACCGUGAUCUAUUUACCAUGGGCCCGGAGCGUAACUUCCAUCGUGUUGUGCUCGCAUAUACUAUUCAAGUAUUCCAACAAAUCUCUGGUAUUAAUCUCAUAACCUACUAUGCGGCUACAAUUUUCGAGAAAUACAUCGGUCUCGAUGGUCGAACUUCCCGUAUUCUAGCAGCAGGAAACGGAUCGGUAUACUUCAUUGCUUCCUUCAUUGCCCCCUUUACAAUUGAAAAACUCGGUCGUCGUAAAUCCAUGUUAUGGGGCUCAGUCGGCAUGGUAGCAAGUAUGGUCAUUCUUGCCGUCAUGAAUUACCUUUCCGAAAACGGCAUCGGCGGUUCAACGCCUGGCGUUGUCUCCACCGUGUUCCUCUUCGCCUUCAACAUUUUCUUUGCAGGUGGAUGGCUCGCAGUCCCUUGGUUAUACCCUGCUGAAAUUGUUCCUCUCAAAAUCCGUGCACCAGCAAAUGGUCUCUCUACAUCGGCCAACUGGAUUUUCAAUUUCAUGGUUGUAAUGAUCACCCCAGUUGCAUUUAAUUCCAUUGGUUACAAAACCUACAUUAUUUUUGCAGUCAUCAACUUUUUCAUGAUGCCAGUUAUCUAUUUCCUUUAUCCAGAAACUGCAUAUAGAAACUUGGAGGAAAUCGAUUUGAUAUUCCUCGAAACGAAGAGUUGGUUUGGUGCUGUAGGGGCUGCGAAGAAGUUGGAGCUGGAAUUUGGAAAGCGUGGAGAUCUGUCAGUUGUUCCGGAAAAAAUGGUUCUUGAAUCAGUAGUUGGUGGAGCAAUAGGAAUGAAGGAGAUUGGAAGUAGUAAUGGAUCAGUGAUGCAUGAGGAGAAUGCUUCAAGGCCGAGAUAUACGAGUGGAGAAAGUAUGGCAUGAAAUGAGGUUAUGACUAAUGGGCUGAAUUCUGAGGCGGAAACAGUGGCUUUUUUUUAAAUAUACCCAGUCAGUGUUUAGCGGUCACCGGUGGUCAAGAGCUACGUUCUUUUUAUUACUCGCUCUCCGUCAUGAAUAUAUACCCAUAUACCUGUAUGUGAUGUUUUAGUAGCGUUGGAAUAGUAAUUAAUCAAAUAUUCAUUGAGUGAUGGGGUUAUCGAAUUAUAGAUGUGAUUUAAUAGACUUUUAUUACAUUCUUUUUAUAAAUAUCGGAUUGAGAAACUCGCUCAUUGUAUUUAUUGUUAACAGUGAGAAAUUUAACGAUUAGGAGAUUCUAUAUGGCUGACUGAAGAGAUGAAUUUGAAUAUCUUAAUGAUAUAUUACUAUAUGUAUAUACAAGUUUAUUAUUAUCCAACAAUACAAACAACGUUAACCCAAUCAUCCCAUCUAUCAUCCUAUCUAUCUCCAUCCAGCGCCGUCAACCAAGCUCAAC